Paracoccidioides brasiliensis Pb18 is the source of this 288-nucleotide messenger RNA. RefSeq lists its product as uncharacterized. The record is from RefSeq and is a predicted model, not a curated record. The coding region runs from base 1 to 288 and encodes 95 amino acids. The transcript has a single exon.
AUGGAUAAUAUCCAUGAGAGAGGUCUAGUGCCGUACGAUCCGAAUGCGUACGAUCCGAAUGAAGUUCUUAACGCGACCCAGCUUCAUACCUCUACUUCCCCAGGCACUUCUCAUGGAUCUGAGUCAUCCUAUACUCUUCUAACGCCUAAGAAUGGGGGGCAGUUAGAAUGUCAAAGCAGCAGGAUUAAGCAGCGUACGGAGCUGCUCAAUCAAGCAGUCAAUCAGCUGAUGAAGAGAUUUCAGCUGGCAUGCAUAGUUAGUGCAGCUAUCUUAGCAAAGGAAAAUUAG